Messenger RNA from Felis catus (domestic cat), 2619 nucleotides. RefSeq names its product docking protein 2 (gene DOK2). The coding region runs from base 860 to 2098 and encodes 412 amino acids. NCBI's taxonomy places the organism in Eukaryota, Metazoa, Chordata, Mammalia, Carnivora, Felidae. Gene Ontology annotation, biological process: positive regulation of MAPK cascade; cell surface receptor protein tyrosine kinase signaling pathway. The record is from RefSeq and is a predicted model, not a curated record. The transcript has 5 exons. Gene Ontology annotation, cellular component: cytoplasm.
CUCCAGAUGAAACUCUAGUGCCUUUAUAAUGCUCACAAAGGCUGGAAAGAAGGUGAACUCCAACCAGUUGGAUGGGCUCUGGGAACAUAGCAUGCUUCAGGGUGGGGAUGUUCAUGUUUCUAGACUCCCAAGAAGGUGUUGUAAGUGUGUGGUGUUGACUGGGGCAGGGAGUGCUCCCCUCAGAGUGAAACACAGUUGCAGCUGUGUGUGAAAGUAGUGAGAUCUGUCUGAUGUGUCCUGUGUGCUGGGUGGGUGUAUGUGUGGCUAAGCUCUUUCUUACUGAGCUGAGAGACCUGGGUUCCGGUUGGUGGCCUUGAACACCUUCCUCAGAUCUUCCUGAGCCUCCAUCCAGUCAUUUUUAAAUUAGGGACUUAGCCUGGUUGAUUUCUAAGUUCUCUUCCAGCUAUGUCAUGCUGAACAUCCAGCUUGUGUGUGAGGGCCUUUUGCUACUGGUUUUACUGUUGAACUUGGUUCUGGGUCUCUUUGUUGCUAUAGGUCAGCCCUUCCUUGUUUGGUUUGACUCCCUGGCCAGCUUCUGUACCUGAGUUGUUGCUGGCUGAAAAGCUGGAAAUUGGCUUUUUGGAAAUUAUCUUACUCAAUGAAAAUGCAGGAAGCUUGUGCAUGAAACUCACUCGGCAAACACACACACACACACACACACACACACACACACACACACACAGCAAGAAACCACAGGGCCUAUUGGUUUGGGUUUGUCAUCAUCAAGCAGACAAGAACAUUGCAGAAAACUCUAGGCAGAGAGGAAAUGAACUAGGGGGAACCCACGGCAGGGAGGAGGGAAAGAGGGCGGGCGUGGAAGGAGAGAACUGAAGUGCUGGGGCACCGUCAUGGUGAGAGGAUGGAAGAAGUGGCAGUGAAGCAGGGCCCCCUGUAUCUUCUGCAGCAGCAGACUUUUGGAAAGAAAUGGCGCCGGUUUGGGGCUAUGCUGUAUGGAGAGUCAGGCUGCGCCUUGGCCCGGUUGGAGCUCCAGGAGGGCCCUGAGAAGCCACGCCGGGGAGAGGCCGCCAGGAGGGUGAUCCGCCUCAGUGACUGCCUACGGGUGGCUGAGGCCGGCGGGGAGGCCAGCAGCCCCCGGGACACCAGCGCCUUCUUCCUGGAGACCAAGGAACGCCUGUACCUGCUGGCAGCCCCCGCUGCAGAGCGCAGUGACUGGAUGCAGGCCAUCUGCCUCUUGGCCUUCCCUGGCCAGAGGAAGGAGCUGCUGGGGCCGACGAGGAAGGGCAGCUGGCCCUGCAUGGAGGAGAAUGAACUGUACAGCAGCACGACUGCAGCGGCCCCCCGCAAGGAGUUCUCUGUGACCAUGAGACCCACAGAAGCCAGCGAGAGGUGCCGGCUCCGGGGAUCCUAUACCCUGCGGGCUGGAGAGAGUGCACUGGAGCUGUGGGGUGGCCCUGAGCUGGGCACCAAGUUGUAUGAGUGGCCUUACAGGUUCCUGAGGCGCUUUGGGCGGGACAAGGUAACCUUUUCCUUUGAGGCAGGCCGGCGUUGUGUCUCUGGAGAGGGCAAUUUUGAGUUUGAAACUCGGCAAGGCAAUGAGAUCUUCUUGGCUCUGGAAGAGGCCAUCUCUGCCCAGAAGAACAGUGCCCCUCCUGGGCCCCAAACCCAGCCAGCCACAGUCCCUGCGGUGCUGCCCCGGCCAGAAAGCCCCUACUCCCGGCCCCACGACUCACUGCCACCUCCGUCACCGACCACUCCAGUCCCCACCACCCGGCCGCGGGGCCCAGAGGGGGAAUAUGCGGUGCCCUUCGAUGCAGUAGCUCGUAACCUGGGGAAAAGCUUCAGGGGUAUCCUGGCGGUUCCUCCCCAGUCCCCAGUGGACCCUCUGUAUGACAGCAUUGAGGAGCACCCGGCCCCACAGCACGACCACAUAUACGAUGAGCCCGAGGGAGUGGCUGCCCUAUCCCUGUAUGACAGCCCACAGGAGCCCCAGGGUGAAGCCUGGAGGAGGCAGGCCUCAGCUCACAGGGACACCAGCAGCCUCCAGCACGUCUACCCAGCAGGGCAGGACUUUUCUGCGUCUGGCUGGCCACAGGGAACAGAGUAUGACAAUGUUGUACUUAAGAAAGGCGCUAAGUGAUGGGGGGCAGAGGAGAUGUUGACCUUAUCGAAUGCCGGUGCUGAAACUAUCCUGUGCUCGCUGGGGCACCAGUCAGAGGCCAGUGUGAAGGAGUGGGAGGACGACCACAGGCCUCCCUUCUAGUUUCUUCAGGUUACUUCUCCUGGCCACUGCACUCCAGGAACUUCCCUCUGCUCCUUCCGGAACACUUGCCUUGGCCUGCCCUAGUCUGGUCUGAGGAAUUGUCCCUCCCAGGGCCUGCUGUGUGAGUCAUCCUCCCAAAGCAGGAAGGGGGCCCUAAAGAGACACACCCUCCUCCUACCCCUUUUCCACUUCCUCUUCUGUCUUUCCUAAAGGAAGCUUGGGCAUUUAGGGCAGAGGACAAAAGGAUGUCAGCAAAUUGCCCUGGUUUCUUGCCUUAUACAGGCAUCUUCCCUGCUGAUGUCCCUUCAGGGGACCACCCCGGCUCCAGGCACUGGGACGAUGGCUGCAGCUUUAUGUAGGUUUUAGGCUUCUCUGUGGCAUUAAACACAUCUGGAAUA